Molecule: messenger RNA, 1227 nt
Organism: Lindgomyces ingoldianus
Lineage: Eukaryota; Fungi; Ascomycota; Dothideomycetes; Pleosporales; Lindgomycetaceae
Exons: 2
Coding region: 67-993 (308 amino acids)
Biological process (GO): mRNA 3'-end processing
Cellular component (GO): mRNA cleavage and polyadenylation specificity factor complex
Molecular function (GO): mRNA binding
Source: RefSeq, a predicted model, not a curated record
CGGUCCUCUUUCACGCACAUUCAAUUUCUUCAACCGUGCUAGGACCUCAUUGAUCGUGCACCGACGAUGGCACCGAACGAUAAAGCCGGCCGGGUGGUUUUCAUUGGUAACAUUCCUUACGGAGGAACCGAGGAGUUGAUUGUCGAUACUCUUAGCAGAGUUGGACAGGUUCUAAACUUCCGUUUGGUAUAUGACAAAGAGACUGGUCGACCGAAGGGCUUUGGUUUUGCAGAAUUCGCCGACGCAGACGCCGCAGCCUCUGCAGUCCGAAAUCUGAAUGACUACGAAGUUAUGGGAAGGAAACUGAGGGUGGAUUGGUCGAACGACAAUGGCGCUGGUGAUGCAGCGCCCGCAAGCUACACUGCCCCGCCGGCCCCUACGAAUGGACAACCAGAGCCCGCUCUCGCUCCAUCAUCUAGCGCAUUGCCUCCUCUACCACCAGGUGUCGAUCUUCCGCCGAAUAUUACAUGCCCGGAUGCUAUCUCACGCACCUUGAAUACGUUGCCGGCUCCGCAGCUGCUCGACAUACUCUCGCAGAUGAAGGGGUUGGUUACAACAGAUCCAGCGAAGGCAACGGAGCUGCUGCGUCAAGCGCCGCAACUGGCUUAUGCCAUCUUCCAGUCGCUCCUUCUGCUCAAUCUUGUAGACACGAAUUCUCUUGGUCAGUUUAUCGACCAAGGCACUUCUGCACCCCCAGCUGCCGCCGCACCUGCACAACAACCACCUGCACCCCAACCACCGCGAAACUUCCCUGUGUAUCCCCCACAACCCGUUCCGACACCUCCAACUCACGUGCAACCACCGGCACCGGCUUACAAUAUUCCGCCCCCGACUCAGGCCCCACAACCGCCUCAACCGGCGAUGGACCAGGGCCACUUGUACGCCAUGAUUAUGAACAUGCCGCAGUCGGAUAUCGAUCAACUUCCACCAGACCAACGCGCGCAAAUCAUGCAGAUCCGGCAGGGCUUGAUUCAGCAAGCUGGUGCUCGGUAAUAGAUAUACGGUUCACCGGCGCGUCAAGGUGGCCUCCGGUUCAUAUUCUGGAGCUCGGCGUUAAAGGCACUGAAAGCGCGGCGUUGGAUAGGCCGGCUUAAUAAAUGGGAUUAUACUGGAUCUUGGGCCACUUCGGGACGUGCGAAACGUGGUGACAUCUGUACCAAUACCCAAAAACUUAUUAUCAGGGAAAAGUCGGAGGUUGCGUGGGGAAAGAGCAUGCCUGGUUGGGCU